CUCCUCUAUAAAACGAGUGAGUUAUCAUGAUUACUUUGAGAGUAUAAUAGACUUCAGAGACCAAAGAUAACUUUUAGGUAAUUUAUAGAGAUAGGACUUCACUGUUACACACAAAGAAAUUUUGAAGUAUAAAAUGGCUAAUCAGGAACCAGAUUUGAUAGAGGUAGUGAAGGAUGGCAUCUACAUAAUUCGAUUCAACCGACCAAAACGGAAGAAUGCCUUUAAUGACAAGAUUAUGCUUGGCCUAGGCCCCGCCCUAGAGAGAGCAGCAUCCAACCCAGAAGCAGCAAUUGCUGUUGUUACUGGAACAGGAGAUUACUUCACUUCGGGAAAUGAUCUCUCCAAUUUCACAAAGAGAGCAGGGUCAGGAGAUGGUGGUGCCUCUGAUAAAAAAGGUGAAGCAAAUUUAGAGCUACUGGCACAGGCAGCUAAUAGUAGUUUUAACAGACUAGUGAAAGCCUUUAUUGACUUUUCCAAACCUCUUAUUGCUAUCGUCAAUGGUCCGGCCGUGGGUAUUGGGGUCACCAUGCUAGGUCUUUGUGACGUUGUUUACGCUACUAAUAGGGCAAUCUUUCAUGCACCCUUUGUGAGUCUUGCACAAGCACCUGAAGGAUGCUCCUCUUUCCUCUUCCCUCGGAUCAUGGGACCUGGAAAGGCCGCGGAAGUGCUCCUCUUUGGAAAGAAGGUGACUGCAGAUGAAGCAUGCAAGAUGGGUUUAGUAACUGAGGUGUUUCCAGAUGAACACAUGGAUCAGAUCUGGCCAAGGUUGCAUCAGUGGGCCAAGCUUCCUCCAGUUGCCAUGAUGAGGGCUAAAGGCCUCAUGAGAGCACACUUAAAGGACAAACUUCAUGAGGUCAAUGAUUUGGAAUGCAAAUCUUUGGCAGAAUCAUGGACCACUGAAGAAUUUAUGAAUGCAUUAAUGAAAUUCUUCACCAGGAAAUCAAAGCUUUAAGAAAAUUAUUAUAUGUGUGCUAACAUGAAUAUAUGAGAUUUACCACUGUAUUACUGAUAUUUAGUCAGACAGAGGCCAUAUCUGCUGUUUUUUUGGGUACAGGUUUUAAUGUUUUUUUAUAAAUAUGUAUAGUGUAUGUAUAUUAGUAUACUUCAAGGCAGAUUGUUGGUCACAGUUUACAUUCUUCAGUAGGUAAAAAAGAAUGGAACUUUAUGUGUGAGUAUUGAUAUAUGUGGGAGUGUAUGUGUUUCUGUGCUUUUAUAGUUGGUUGUCAUGAACAAAAUAUUUUUAUAAUGGACAAAAAAUGGAUAAACAUAGUACUCUCCUUUUUACAUGUAUCAGAUAUACAUUGUAAAUAUUGGUUAUUGUAAUAUGGGUGCUUUUCUUUGUAAUUACAAAGAAUCUUUUAAUGUAAAUAUAAGAAAUCCACUAAUCAUUGUAAUAUUAAAAUAUAUGAAUUGUUGUCUAAUAGGAAA
Molecule: messenger RNA, 1428 nt
Organism: Penaeus monodon (black tiger shrimp)
Lineage: Eukaryota; Metazoa; Arthropoda; Malacostraca; Decapoda; Penaeidae
Product: enoyl-CoA delta isomerase 2-like
Exons: 9
Coding region: 134-952 (272 amino acids)
Source: RefSeq, a predicted model, not a curated record